AUGGCCAUAUCUCUGGGGUCGAGACACGCUGCGGAUGAGGAGGCCCGCGCCGAGGUUGAGGUGCUCAACUCGAGGCUCGAGAAGACUACCCAGUUGACUAAGAAGAUUCAAUCGUCCCUCGGCCGCCUCGAGUCCAGUGGACGAAGCGUUCAGGAUGCCGUCGGGCCCCUUUUUGGCAAUACUCAAAAGCUCCAAACUCUGGGCACCAAUAUCGAUGCGGUGCUCUCAGCGAUCGAUCGGAUCAGACAACCCUCAGAUAUUAAAAGUAAUGAGGAAGAAAUCAUUCGGAAGGGGCCAGAAGAGGCAGGCCUGGCCGCUUUUCUCAGUUCGAUGAAGCGUGUCAAUAAAGCGCUCUCAGAGAUGCAGCAAACGAACCUCCGAUCGAAUCAACAAGCGGCCGCCGACCUAGGCAGGCUCCUCAAGUCCGGCAACACGCAAUUAGAAGGCCACUUUAAAAGAUUACUGCAAGAAGACUCUAUGCCGGUCGAGCCGCUACACUAUAUCACCAAGGACAAACCUUUCCCGGUACUCUCCCAGGAUACAACCACUCGCCUAGGGCUCAUGAACUCCUUUAUAGCUUCAUCCACGCGACAGUCUAGUAUCUCGGGGGAAUCGCCGAUAGUACAGGCAUAUGCAAGCGUCCGCGGUCCAUACCUCACAUCCACACUACAAAACCUAGCGUUUGCGUCGGUCAACACGGCGAGAAAGCAAACUCCUGAUGCUGUCUAUAGGCAAGGAACAAACGGUAUGGGGACAUAUGCACGAGGGAUGGAAGGGAUUUUCCUAGCUGAAUACGACAAUAUAUGUUCCUUGUUCUCUCGAGACGAAUUCGGCAGGGUCCUAAAUUUGACUUGCCAGGGAGCUAUCUCAGAGCUUGCAAGAACCCUCCGGGAGCUGAACACACACAUCAAAGCCAACCUCACCACCGAUUGCUACCUUGCGUACGAAAUUAUUGAAAUUAUGUCUAAUCUAUCAUCCAACUUGGAUAGUAGGACAGGGGAACUAAAGCCUUCUUUUGCGGCGGCACUCAAACCUAUACGGGAAACGGCGAAGUGGUCACUGGGCGAACUGCUGGAGGAUACCCGCCGGCGUAUAAGCGCCACGGUGAACAUUCCACUAGAUGCCGCUGCCGUACCUAUAACAUCCGAGACAAUGACCCGGCUGCAGACCAUGGCCGAUUUCUUACGUCCUAUCUCGAGCAUCAUGAUCUCCUUAGGUGAUGGGGGCUGGAAGUCAGGCGGAUCCAGUAACGCUUCUUCGGAUCAAAUUCCCAGUCUCAGCUCCUUCGAUAUCGGAGCGGAUGGCAAACAGAUCUUUGCGCAUUAUAGUAUGGAUACCAUUGACACACUCCUCAAUACACUCGAACAAAAGGCCAAAUCGACCCUGCAGAAAACAAAGUCCACCAUCGGUGUCUUCAUCGCCAAUAACGCUACUAUCGUCGAUCGCAUGAUUCGAAAUUCGGACCUCCAACCCUUACUCUCCCCUCGCAUGGCGGAUGUCGAAAGAUGGCGAAAGACCGGUACCCAGAUGUAUACGAUGGCAUGGCGCGAACCAUCUACCCAUCUCCUCGAUGUCCAAUACACCAACCGGGGUUCACAACGGCCGCCCUCGGGUUCCGCAGCGGCCAUUGACUCGGCAGCUAUCCUGAAGGGUCUUAGCAGCAAAGACAAGGAUGCUAUCAAAGAUAAAUUCCGACUCUUCAACGCUAGCUUUGAUGAUCUGGUAGCUAAGCAUAAGAGUUUGAGCAUGGAGAGAGAGGUGCGCGAGACCCUUGCGCGGCAGCUGCAGCAGAUGAUCGAGCCAUUGUACGGUCGAUUCUGGGAUCGGUAUCAUGAAGUCGACAAGGGGAAGGGGAAGUAUGUCAAGUACGACAAGGGCAGCAUCUCGGCGGUGUUCCUGAGCCUUGGAUAG
Venustampulla echinocandica is the source of this 1911-nucleotide messenger RNA. Its product is annotated as putative exocyst complex protein EXO70. The transcript is spliced from 3 exons. Gene Ontology annotation, molecular function: phosphatidylinositol-4,5-bisphosphate binding. Lineage: Eukaryota; Fungi; Ascomycota; Leotiomycetes; Helotiales; Pleuroascaceae. Gene Ontology annotation, cellular component: exocyst. The coding region runs from base 1 to 1911 and encodes 636 amino acids. The record is from RefSeq and is a predicted model, not a curated record. Gene Ontology annotation, biological process: exocytosis.